This is a messenger RNA of Cuscuta epithymum, 1656 nucleotides long. Lineage: Eukaryota; Viridiplantae; Streptophyta; Magnoliopsida; Solanales; Convolvulaceae. The record is from the annotation of a GenBank genome assembly.
GGAGCUUCAUUUAAAUUAGAAAUAGACCCGGGUAAACUUUCUGAUGUACGGUUCACCCGUACACCCGGGUGUAGGAUAUACGAACUCGUAUCACUACAGAUUUGGAAUAUAUUUACGGAGUAUUUAUGUUAUGUUUUUAUUCUCCAUUAUUGUACUAGUAGUAAUUAACUAGGAAACUUCCUCACGAUAAAAAAAAAAAGAAAAACUAGGAAACUUCCUCUUUACCUUAUUGUUGACUGAUACUAUAAUAUCGGUAUACUCCUUGGCAAGAACACUUUAUUCUUAUUCUUCGUGUGUUUCUCAUCUGAUAUAUUCCAAAUCUGUCAGAGGUUCGGCGGUUAUAGAGGUGGAGGAGGAGUUGUGACGGUUGCAGAACAAGCAAAUAGCAGAGACAUUGAUACAGAGGAUUGGGGUUACAGCCAUUGACUUGAGUGAUAGAGCUAUGGAGUUAACAUCAAGUAAUGCUGAAAGAAAGUUGUGCCAUCGCCCUUAUUUUCCAACACCGCAACAGCCUUUGCUAUUUUUCCAUCAAAAUGAAAAUGGCAUACUUUAUAACAUCACAGAGCAGUGUUACUACAAAAUUGACACAUCUUUCAUGGAUAGCAAGUAUGUGAUCAGCGGCGGCGCCAAUAGGGAUGGAUGGAUGGUAUUGCAAGAUUGUGACACUCGAGGUGUUGCGCUUGCAAAUCUUUACUCACAUGCGAUGAUCCAGCUCCCGAAAUCAGAACUAUGCAUGUAUCGUCGCCCGGAUCCAGAUUAUGGUUUAUUAAGGCGUAAUUUUGCUUGUAUUUCGUCCAAUCCUCGCGAUCCUAAUUGCUACGUUGUCUUGGUUGAUUAUGACCACACUAUGUCUUUUGACUUCUGCAAAAUUGGAGACACCGAAUUUAAGAUGAAGACAUUAACAUCAUUUGAAGAGGAGAGGUUAGAGUCCAUGACAAAUUUUGAUGGGAAGAUGUAUGGGUUGAUGAACACCACUACUUUGGUACGUAUCGACUUCAAUGGAAAUGAUGUUGAAUUUCAUGAAUUGAUAAAUGAUAAGUUUACUUAUAAGCUGUCAUCAAGAACUAAAUAUGACUUGCGGAUGAGGGGCUAUAUUACUGAAAGUUGUGGUGAAAUCCUACUAGUUGCCAAAAUUUAUCUUGGGCUAACUACAUAUAAUCGCCCCAAUCAUUACCCAAGUUAUUACCCUGUUGAAAAGAUUAGAGUUUUCAAAGCAGAUUUAUGUGCCCGAAAAUGGGUGGAGAUGAAGAGUAUAGGAGAACGUACCAUUUUCCUUGGAUGUCAUGGAGGCAUAUUUUGCAUUAACAGUAAUGACAAGAACUCAGGUUUGAGAGCCAAUUGCAUAUAUUUCUUGGAAGACGACGACAGAAACAUGUAUGUUUUUGAUUUGGAAGAUAAUAGCGUCUCUGUCAACCUUCCUUGCUCUCAUGUCCGUAAGCGGGAAUUGACUUCCCUAUGGAUGCUAUGAUAGUAUUAAGUUAAUUCAUGUAAUACACAGUUCAAAUAUUGAUUCUUCUUUUGGCAGAUUUAACUGCAAUUCGAUAAUUAUAUAUUUAUUGUAUUCAUAUCAAGUUUAUGAAAAACAUUUCAGAACUAGACUUGCACACUACACGAAUGGAUGGAGCUUCAUAAACUUUAUCAAAAUUUGGUUAAAAU